CCGGCCGGGACAGUAAUGAUGAUGAUAAUGAUAAUGGCAGUGCUGCAGCCAGCCGUGUCCCUGGCGAGGGAGGGGAGCAGCAGACGUGGCUGUGGCGGCGGCUGCUGCUCUGGAGCUGAGCACAGAGGAUUUGUAGCAGCAGCAGCAGCAGCACUAGCUGUGGGAAGGGGAAGCAGCGGAGGGAGGAGGAGGUGAUGGGAGAAGAGGGAGGAGGAGGAGGGAGAGGGGACUACACAGGGAGCAGUGCCCGCGUGUGUGCCUCUGAUUCCCGGUGUAAUUUGCAGCCAAUCAUCAGUAGGUGUCCGCAUCCCCGCAUCCUCCUCACCUCGGCGCCAAUAACUCUCCACCUCUCUCCCCUGCCUCCCUCCCUCCUUCCCUCACACUGGUUCCCCAUCCCCCUCUCGCUGCCUCCCCCCUCUCACAGCCCCCCCAUGCCUCUCAGCCACACGCAGAGAAAGAGAGAGAGACUGACUGACUCCCAGGCUGCUGCCUCCCUCCCUCCCUCACACACAUCGGCUGGAAACUGACUGGAGAGCAGCAGCAGCAGCGCACAGGGAGAGCCAGCUACAGACACACACAUACAGAGAGGGGAGAGCAGGGACCACCGAGAGACCAGCAGCAGCACAAUACACUCCCUCCUCCUCCCCCCAGCUCUCAUUCUCCCUCUACCUCCUGCUCAGCCAACAUAUAAACAUACCUGCCUGCCCCCAAAUACAAAUAUUAUUGCUUAUCCAUCCUUAUAUUCAUUUCUUUUCUUUUUCUUUUUUUCUUUUCUAAAUUCAUAUAUUUUAAAUAGAAAUAUUAAAGUGGGUAUUCUGGAGGUGGCAGUGCACCUGGACUUGGUGCUGUAUUCUCCCUGUGCAAGGUGAUAUGUGUGGGUAAUUAGAUGCACACACCAGCGUGCAGGAUCCCUGAGAUAGUCUCCAUACAGUGUUGGCAUUUGUGAUAAUGCACAAGAAGAUGCUCCGUGACAAACUGCUGUCUGCUGAAAAAUCACCUAAAAAGAAAUAAAAGGCACAUCUCCCAAAACCACAAAACAAACAAAAUAUAAAUAAAACCAGUUGCUUAUAGAGGGUCUCAUCCAGAAAUAAAGGUGACUGAAUUAAGCAGUUUCGGUGGUUUCCCCCCUCUCUCCCCUCCUACCCCCUUCCACCUACCCUCCUCAGAGAUGUCCAAUAUGAACACUAAUGUCUGUGUGGAGAAUGGACAGAACCCUGAGGCUUCUGUGCUCCAGAAGGAUAACCUGGUGGAGGGGGCACUAAACAGCCUCAUGGAUUACAACUCAGAAAUGGAGAGGUAUAGAUCCUUUGCAACCUUUUACAAAACCAAUGGUGGAUUUCCCCAGGCUGCUAAGAUUGCCAGGAUCACCACUCCUAUUUUCCCCAGUGCCCGGAUUGGCAUGUCUCCUUGGAACUGUGAUAAUGCAAUGCUUUGGGGAAGGAAAUCAGCCGCUAUCAACCCUAAUAGGACCAGCAUGCACAGAAACGACUCCCAAAGGCUGGGAAAGCCUGGCGGAGCGCCAGAGUCGUUGCAAAUGGCAAAUAAUAAUUUCCUUUCCACCUUAUCCCCUGAACACUGCAGACCUUUGGCAGGGGAAUGCAUGAACAAGCUCAAAUGCGGCGCCGCUGAAGCAGAGAUAAUGAAUCUCCCUGAACGCGUUGGAACUUUUUCCGCUAUUCCGGCUCUAGGGGGCAUCUCAUUACCUCCAGGGGUCAUCGUCAUGACAGCCCUUCACUCCCCCGCAGCAGCCUCGGCAGCCGUCACAGACAGUGCGUUUCAAAUUGCCAAUCUGGCAGACUGCCCGCAGAAUAAUUCUUCGGGAGCAGGCGGGAACCCUGCCAAGAAGAAGAGGAAAAGGUGUGGGGUCUGUGUGCCCUGCAAGAGGCUCAUCAACUGUGGAGUCUGCAGCAGUUGCAGGAACCGGAAAACAGGACACCAGAUCUGCAAAUUUAGGAAAUGUGAAGAGCUUAAGAAAAAACCUGGCACUUCACUAGAGUACUACAGGGGUGAGCCAAGCAAUUUUGGGACGUCCUACCUGCUGCCAUACAGUUCAUAGCCAUGGCUGGCGACAUUGAGAGAACACCGGUCCCCAGUGCUGAAGCCUUCCGAUGGUUCUUUUAGGCAGAUGUAUAUCUUAUUUUCAAGGCACUCUGAAGUGAUUGACAAGUACUGGUCUUGUUUUGGGAACUGCAAAGUCUGUGACUGAAGAAUAUGCUGAGACACUAUUUUCAUUUGUGUACAGGGGUUUCCUCAAAAGAAAAAAUAUGAAUAAUGUUAAAAAAUGUUUAAAAAAAAAAAUCAAAGAAAAAAAAAACUCACUGGAGCCUGGCUGGUUUACUUACGUUUAGUACACCGGGUUCUUUCUUUAAUGUAUUUUAGCUAUAAUUAACAGUGAAAUUGUUGUCUACUUUAAAGUGACUGCAAAGGAAAGAUUUGGGUAAACCCCUGCUGUAAUAUGAUGUAUCUUUAAAAAAAAAAAUAAUUAACAUAUCUAUACUUAAUUUCCAAAUAUGUGUUUCAGUACUGUAAACUGUACAGAUAGCAGCUUGUAUUUUGUGCGUUUAGACACAUGGAGACAAUCAUGUCUGAGCAUCUGUAUGAAGAUUAACAGUUUGUAAGCAGCAGUGUGGUUCUGCAACUUAAAUCUGGAGCAAUAAAUUAUAGCUUUAAAAAUUAUUUUGCCAGCUGGAUAGUUACAGCAGCAACAGCACUGUCUUUUUUUUUUUUUUUUAUUACUAUUCCUUUUUUAUUUUUUUUAUCUUGCCAUGCAUACAUUCCCAGCAAAUUGAUCUGUUAUUCCACAAGGUCAAAACAUUAUAAUUCAUACAUUAAUUAUUGUGAACUGAACUAACUGUAGGGAGAGUGCCAUCCGCCAGUAAUGGCACUAUCCCCCUGUAUCAGAGGGCCUCCUCUCUUAUGUACCCAAGGCACAAACCAAGCAAAACAUUCUAUGUGGGUGAGCAUUUGUUUAAUUAAAAUGUAUAUUACUCAGAAGCACUUACCACAGAUGACCCACUUUUCACUGCAUUGUAUACCAGUGUAAAAGCAGAAUAUGGUAUUGUAGUUUGUCCGAUAGGACCAGUCUUUUGAAUUAUUUGUUCAGGGAAACAGAAGUGUCCUGUGACCAUGUAACUGAGUACAUGCCUUCUGGUUAAGUUUUUUCUAUAGUAACUGUAAACGCUGUAAAAUAUAAAUGCAUUCUCACUGUAAUGACAAGUAAAACAUACAUAUAUAUUUCUGUAUAUAUGUCCUCUAUAUGUCAUCUCAAAUAAAGGUGGGCAACUCCAGACUUUCAUAGUGUUAGAAGGACCCCAAUAGAUCAUUUAAACGAUCUAAGUUGUUACAUCGGGAGGCAGUCAAUUGACCGCCGGUCAGGAUCCCGGCUGUCAGGAUACCGACAUUAGGUGAAAAACCAGCGGUUGGAAUCCCGACCGCUGGGAUCUCAUAAUGAUCCCUCUCCAUCUACCAUAUAUAGAGCAGCUAACGUAUUACUUACACAAUACUGAUCUCUUGAAAGAAGCUAUUGAAAACCCACAAAGACUUUCUAUUAAUAGUUUUGCAACUGAAAAUUGCCAUCAUAGGUCUGACAGUGCUGGCCUUGGAACUCUUACCACUGCAAGUCUGGAACUGCAUCUGCCUUACUGCUUUAUUAUUUAGAAAAUGCUGAACAGCUUUCAGUUUAAUUCUGACAUUUCAUUCAAGUUUUCAAUUUAUGUUUUUUUUUCUGGAAUAUUCUACUGAACAGCACCAAUCUAAAAGCCUCUCCAGAAAAUUAAUAUUUUAAAUAAUGUUUUAGCUAUUCUAUGUAUCUUACAGGUGUGUCUUGUAUGUUUUAAUUUUUUGUGUUUUUGUAAUGUUUUAAAUGAAUAGAUAAAAAAAUAUUUUAUAUAGCCAUCCAAGCUAUCAAACAGCACCAUACAAUUAGACAUUAUCUUUGCCAAUCAGAAUAUGAUAUUUUUUUCCUGUUUAUCCAAUACUAGAUACUUUUUAGAUGUAUUUAUACACGAAUAGUGAUUGAUCAAACACAAGUAAAGCCUUAUUUGCACUUUUGUUGGUAACAUUUUUUUGCCUUCUGGAAAAUUGUACUUGUUUUUUCCGAGAUGGAUUCAGUUCAAGCUACAUUAGGUGUACAAUAUCUACAAAGUUACUCUUAACAAUGUACUCACUGUCUGAUACCCUAAUGUUGCAUGUGUUGGUGUGUUUUUUUGUUUUUAGAACUGAUUGAACUAUAUAUUGUAAUUGUGCUGCCUACAUGUCCAAUCCAAUUGAAGCAAUGAAAACAAUACAGAAAAUGAAGAAAAGAAGAUUUAUUUCCUAUUAAGUUUGUCCCUUUGGAGAACAUUCUUUUUAAAUGUAUUUAUAUUUUAGUGAAACUAAAUUUCUAAAAUGUUAUAAGUCUAGAGCCUAUGUUUUAGUAAUUGUUUAAAAGAGACAGUGUGUGUUUUGGAGAAUUUCUAAGUAAAAAUUACUUUAAAUUACUUUUUAGUUUUUAUUUCAAUAGGUUUGUUUUAAAAUGGAAAGUCAAUUUAGAGAUGAGCGAAAUUGUCAAAACUGUUCACCACAUUCUGCAGAAUUAUAUUUAGACUAUUCCUUUAUUCUUAUGCCUAGGAUUCCCCAUUUUUGUUUCACUUGGUCGUCUUUCUUAUUACACCUUAACCACAUCACAGACUAUAAUUAAUUGACACUUGUCACUGCACCUCUCUUUAAAGGUAAUUUAUAUGAAACAUAGAAUUCGGUAUGGAAUGGUCAUUUGCAAAUAAGAAGAAAAACGAAUUAUAUUAUUGCAUCUCAACAAAGUGACCGGUUCCAGUGCAAAAUUUUGUUUGCUUUGCUCAUCUCUACUAAUGUUUAAUAUUCGUUUAUAAUGUACAUUAAAAACAAAGCCACAGACUGUACUAAAAUGCUAUUCCCAACAUGCACUAGUAAGAAAAAUGUGAUAAUGAACAUUACAUCUCCAUUUAGCUUCAAAAAUUAGUAAUAUAAGCCUGUUUCUGUUUCAGAAUCUUGGAAUGUAACUCACAAUUAAUUCAAAAGAAUAAAUAUAUUUAUAUUGGUUAUAUCUGUAAUCAGAUAAUGAGGAAAUAAAUGUGUUAAAUGAACAUACCAUUUAGGGUCGAAUAUCUUCAGCAAAAAAACAGUAGUAGGUCUUUGAUCAUGGCUAGAUGCAUAGUGAUUUGAAACAGUUGGUUCCAUGUAGCAACUAAAUGUUCCAGAUUUUGUUUGUCAUUAAAUUUGGCAGUCUCACACUGAGAUCUACUAUGUUCCUAGCGAAUAAAAGACAGCUCCUACUGGAUGUUAGAACAAUUACGCUACAUUAAAAAAUCAAGGGAACUAAGUUUUUCUUUUUUUGUUAAACAUUUUAUUUAUGGCCCACAGAUAUGUACUCUCUUCACAAUAUUCUCUACUUCUGAACUGUGCUGUUAUCUAUUACAUUUUCUAACAGAUAUAUGUGUAAGGUGUAUGUAUGCUUGUGCAGUUAUGGAUAAAAACAGUUUUGGAAAACAGUGUAUUUAUGAGAAAAAAAAUCACCUAUGGGGCAUGUACAAAACUGUAAAAAAACACACAUUAAAUUGCCCGGUAAAGUUGUUUUUGUGACAUUUCUGUGUUGUUAAAUAAAGGACUUUAGUAUUCAAAA
Molecule: messenger RNA, 5635 nt
Organism: Pseudophryne corroboree (corroboree frog)
Lineage: Eukaryota; Metazoa; Chordata; Amphibia; Anura; Myobatrachidae
Gene: CXXC4
Product: CXXC finger protein 4
Exons: 4
Coding region: 1169-2056 (295 amino acids)
Cellular component (GO): nucleus
Molecular function (GO): methyl-CpG binding; zinc ion binding
Source: RefSeq, a predicted model, not a curated record